AGGUGUACAAUGCACGGUACCGCGUCUUGGCGAAGCUGGGUUGGGGGCACUUCUCCACAGUCUGGCUCUGCGAGGAUGCGCGCGAGAGGCGCUUCGUGGCCAUGAAAGUCCAGAAGAGCGCCCCGAAUUACGUGGACGCCGCUUACGACGAGAUCGAGCUGCUGUCGCAGUCUGCGAACCCGGAGGGCGGUGCGCGCCAAGCCUGGGAGCAGGAGCAGCUGAGCAGCCUGGCGGACCUCCUUCCCUGCGCAUCCGCCGUCAGCGGCGUGGUGACGCUGCUGGACCAGUUCGAGCACACGGGGCCGAACGGCAAGCACGUGUGCAUGGUGUUCGAGAUCAUGGGGCCGAACGUGCUCGCCCUCAUCAAGCGCUACAACUUCAAGGGUGUUCCGCUCGACGUCGCCCGCAAGGUAGCGGCGCACACCCUCAUCGGUCUCGACUACCUCCACAGAGUCUGCAACAUCAUCCACACCGAUCUGAAGCCCGAGAAUGUUCUGGUCGGUUGCCCAUUCGGCGUGCCUGUGAACAAGCACGGCGUGCCGCUCAUAGGACAUUUCGACGAGGCCACCUUGGCGCAAAAACGCGAUACGAUGCUUCAGCGUCUGCUGGCCGGCAGGGCGAAGAAGAGCGACAAGAAGAAAAAGAAGGAAAAGAAGGCGAGCGCCGCCGCGCAGCCAGCGUCGCAGCAGCCCUUCCCCCCGUCGAUGCGCUCGUACCUGGCGGCGCGCGGCUGCCUGGACGCGGUGGACCCCGGGCUGGGCUGCCAGGACCCGCCCUACAUGCGCCCGCUGCUCAAGCCCUCGCCUUCUGACCCCACGCUCGUCUCCAGCUACGGUGACCUGGCCGCGCACCUGCGGCCCCCGUACCACCACCUCCUGGAAAGGCUGUACUCCGACAAGGGCAGCUCGCCGCCGGGCAGCAGCGGGGGCCCCGCCGCCCGUGGCCCGAGACCCCCCAGGGUGCCGCCGCCAGGCUACCGGGCAGACCUAUCCGAGCUUGACCAGAACCUGCUCGGCCAGGUGAUGGGUCUGGACCUGUUUGCGCACGACGCGGUGACGUACAAGGUGGCGGACUUGGGGAACGCCUGCUGGGUGGACCGGCACUUUUCGGACGACAUCCAGACCCGGCAGUACCGCUCGCCAGAGACGAUCAUCAACGCCGGCUACGACACGUCCGCCGACAUAUGGUCACUCGCGUGCAUGAUCUUCGAGCUCGUGACUGGUGACUACCUGUUUGACCCGAAGGCUUCUGACGAGUACCCGCGCGACGAGGACCACCUCGCCCUGUUUAUGGAGCUGCUGGGGCCAAUGCCGAAGCAGCUUAUCAGUCAGGGACGCAAGUCCCCGACCUACUUCAACCGCCGCGGCGAGCUGCGCCACAUUAAGCGGCUGCGCUACUGGAGCCUGGAGGAGGUGCUCAAGCAGAAGUAUCAGAUGCAUCCUGUCGAGGCCUGCAACCUCGCCUCGUUCCUGCUCCCCAUGCUCCGGCUCGGCCCGGCGGAGCGCAGCACCGCCGGGCAGCUCCUGCAGCACCCGUGGCUCCGAGGGCAACUCAGCCCGGAGGCCGCGGCCAUUGUACAACAGCACGCAUAGGUUUGCCAUCGAAAA
Molecule: messenger RNA, 1607 nt
Organism: Prorocentrum cordatum
Lineage: Eukaryota; Dinophyceae; Prorocentrales; Prorocentraceae
Source: the annotation of a GenBank genome assembly